AUGUCGACUGUGGUGCAGGCUCCUUUGACCCAGGGCGCUGGUUAUGGCGUCGUUGUUGGCCUCGGCGUGGCUUUCGCGCUGGGUAUGGUCUGGGUCACACGUGUGAUGAAAAAGUCUUUCAAUGAAGACAACAACUCGACAGAAACUUUCAUGGUUGCCAACCGCAGUGUCGGCACCGGGCUUACAGCAGCCGCAGUGAUAUCUUCGUGGUUAUACAGCUCGGCCCUUCUGGGAGCAUCGCUGCUCACCUACCGGUAUGGACUGGCAUUAGGGGUCUGGUGGGGGGCAUCGGCCAGCACCAUGAUCUGUCUGAUGGCGUACCUCGCAAUUCAGGCCAAGCGAAGAGCACCCAACGCACACACACUGCUGGAAAUCAUCAAAGUCCGUUAUGGCAGGUCGGCUCACAUUCUUUGGAUCUUCCUUGCCUUGUUGAACAACUGCUUCGUCUUUGCCAGCAUGCUCGUGGGCGCCAGCACGGCCGUCAGCUCCUUGACCGGGAUGAACGUGGUGGCCAGCACGUACUUGUUACCUCUGGGUGUGGCAGUGUAUACUUACUUCGGCGGACUCCGGGCCACCUUCUUGACCGACUAUGUGCACACCUUUAUCAUCAUGAUCAUCCUGGUCUGGUUUACCAUCAAGGUCAUUGUGGUCAAGGAGAUUGGGUCCAUCGGGGCGCUGUACGAUGCUGUCGUAGUGGCAGGGCGGGAGAACCCCGUCGAGGGCAACCAUGAUGGAUCCUACCUGACCAUGAGGAGCGAACAGUGUCUGUACUUUGGAAUCCUCCAUGUCAUCUCCAACUUCGGCGUCGUUAUCAUGGACACGGGCUUCUGGCAGAAAGGAUUUUCGGCCGAUGUCGCUGCUGCUGUACCUGGUUAUGUCCUGGGUGGCAUUGCCUCGUUCUCGGUGCCUUGGUGCUUCGGAACCAUUGUCGGUCUGGCCGGGUUAGCAUUGGAGGGGACAGCUGCCUGGCCCACGUACCCAAGGAAAAUGACCGCUGAAGAGGUCAGUGGUGGACUCGUGCUGCCUUACGUGGCGCAAGCGGUGGCCGGCAAGGCGGGAGCAGGGGCCAUUCUCCUAACCAUCUUCAUGUCCUGCACAUCAAUUGCUUCGGCUCAGAUGAUUGCCACGAGUUCCAUCAUCUCAUUCGACAUCUACGGCACGUAUGUCAAUAAGAAGCCGACCGAUGCGCAGCUCAUCCGAUGGUCUCACAUAGGCGUGGUGGUCUCCUCGCUGUUCAUCUCGACGCUUGCAACGGCUUUCCACGAGGGCGGCGUGGACAUGACAUGGUGUUUGUACAUGUUGGGGAACAUCAUUUGCCCCGGAGUGUUCCCUACCUGUUUCGCUCUCUUGUGGAAAAGGCAAACCAAGGCCGCGGCCAUCAUCUCGCCCAUCGUGGGAAUGGCGUGCGGACUGUCAGUAUGGUUCGGGACUGCGUACCACUACUACGGAGAGAUCACGGUGGCAUCCACUGGCGGAACGUUGCCGUGUCUGUUCGGAUGUGUGACCUCGUUCGUCGUUCCCCUGCCUGUGACCGUGGUGAUUUCGUUGGCCAAGCCUCACGUAUUCGACUGGUCCGUCUUCGGUCGGAUCGAGAGGGUGCAGUCCGAACAUGGCAGGUCGGUGCACGAUCGCGAUGAAGAAAGCCACUACUUCACGCCCGAAAGAGUCCGAUACAUGAAGAGGAUGAGCCGCUGGGCAGCGUUCUGGGCGGCCCUCACCAUCACGGGGCAUGUGCUUCUCUGGCCUCUGCCGAUGUUCGGUGCGAAAAUGACCUUUUCCAAGACGUUGUUCCAAGCCUGGGUCGUCAUCUCGUUGAUCUGGCUCUGGUUUACCCUGCUGGUCGCCAACUUCUACCCGCUGAUCGAUGGCGGACUGAAGCAGAUUCUGAUUGUGAUCCAAGGCAAGAGGGGAGUCAAGGGUUCGACAGAGCUCCCACCAGACUCGGAAAGCUCUAGUCCUCCGCCGGAGCAAGUGACAGUGGUGUCUGAGAAGACUACCUGA
Molecule: messenger RNA, 2001 nt
Organism: Exophiala dermatitidis NIH/UT8656
Lineage: Eukaryota; Fungi; Ascomycota; Eurotiomycetes; Chaetothyriales; Herpotrichiellaceae
Product: SSS family solute:Na+ symporter
Exons: 4
Coding region: 1-2001 (666 amino acids)
Biological process (GO): urea transmembrane transport
Cellular component (GO): plasma membrane
Molecular function (GO): urea transmembrane transporter activity
Source: RefSeq, a predicted model, not a curated record